AUGUUCAAACCGCCUAGUCAUCAAGUUGGGAUUAUAACGCAACAUGUUAUGGGCCAGAUUUUGUGCAUAUCAGGGCGUCCACAAAAGUUGCUUGGCAUACUGUACUUCGCUCCGCCUACUGCAGGUGGCGGUCCUGAGUCGCUGCUGAAUGUGGAGAGGUUCAUAAAAGGCAUGACCGAAGUAGGUAUGGAAAAGCGGUUUUAUGCAUGGACGCUCAAGAUGUACAGCUGUGACAUAAGCGAGUCGUCUUCUAAAGUCGGCAGGGAGUUCGUCUUGUCACUUGGCAUGGUUCAUGUCCUUCGGGGGAGGGCUUCUUGCGGAAUUGUCGGUACGAGAGGGCUUGCGGGCGGCGGUCGCCAAUCACCAGGCCAGCAGGCGUCUGAUCGCUCAGCAACGGGAAGCGGACAAGGCAGUAGAGUAACGAGUGGGUCGUGGGUACAACUGGUUCGGGAGAAGGGUCAGGUCUGCCCAUGUCAAUUCGGUAUUGUCACCCUGCACCUCACAUCAGGCACUGGACAAAGUGUAUUAUACCCCACCACGUCCGCUAAGCUGAAGCGUCAACCGGAGGCAGUAGCAACCGAGUGCUAUAUCGUACCCCAGGCACACGGAGAAGAAGACGGUUGGACAAAUGACCUGCAUCUGCAUAUCUUCUCGACGUCCUUCACGACAUAA
Molecule: messenger RNA, 672 nt
Organism: Pyrenophora tritici-repentis Pt-1C-BFP
Lineage: Eukaryota; Fungi; Ascomycota; Dothideomycetes; Pleosporales; Pleosporaceae
Source: RefSeq, a predicted model, not a curated record